Osmerus eperlanus (European smelt) is the source of this 2828-nucleotide messenger RNA. Its product is annotated as protein-glutamine gamma-glutamyltransferase E-like. Gene Ontology annotation, biological process: peptide cross-linking. The coding region runs from base 267 to 2555 and encodes 762 amino acids. Gene Ontology annotation, cellular component: mitochondrion. The transcript is spliced from 13 exons. The record is from RefSeq and is a predicted model, not a curated record. Gene Ontology annotation, molecular function: protein-glutamine gamma-glutamyltransferase activity. Lineage: Eukaryota; Metazoa; Chordata; Actinopteri; Osmeriformes; Osmeridae.
CUCAGUGACCAUCCCUCUCUCACGCUCUAACUGCCUCUCUAGGAAGCAUUUAAGAGCUGGAGACUCCUUCACCUCUGCUAAUUCCCUGCAGCUGGAGAGAGAGCAGCCAGACCAGCCUACUGUCCUCCUGUGAAGAGACACGCAGCUUUGAGACUUCUCACCCUGUGAAGAGACACGCAGCUUUGAGACUUCUGACCCUGUGAAGAGACACGCAGCUUCGAGACUUCUGACCCUGUGAAGAGACACGCAGCUUUGAGACUUCUGACAUGGAUCUGGUUGUGAAUAAAGUGGACCUCCACUGCGAGGCCAAUAACUCCGCCCACCGGACCAAUGACAUCAGCAAGCAGCGUCUGAUCGUACGGAGGGGGCAGUCCUUUCUGUUGUCCCUCAGUAUGCCCCGCCCGUUCAACCCCGCCUCCGACAAGCUCCUGAUCACCGCUGAGACGGGCCUCCGGGCUUCAGAAUCUCUCGGCACCCGGUCAGUGUUCAGUUUCCCCAAAAGCAAAACGGGGAAAGCGGCGUGGGGGGCGGAGCUCGCCCCGAAGACAGUGCUGUUGGCAGGAAGUGUGACCCUGGCCGUGACCCCUCCAGCGAACGCCCCCGUGGGUCAGUACUCCCUGUUUGUGAAGACCAAGGAGCGGGCACCGAAUGGGGCCAGCGUGGGAAGCCUGCUGAUGCUGUUCAACCCCUGGUGUAAAGAUGACUGGGUCUACCUGGGUGUGGAGGAAGAGAGGCAGGAGUAUGUUAUGAAAGAGCAGAGCAUCAUCUAUCGUGGUUCGGACAACUACAUCAGCAGCCAGGCUUGGAACUUAGGACAGUUUGAGGAGGACAUGGUGGAGAUCUGUAUGAAGCUGUUGGAUGUCAACCCCAAGUGUCUGAGGGACGCUUCACAAGACUUCUCCGCCCGCUGCAACCCCAUCUACGUCGGUCGGGUGGUCAGCGCCAUGAUAAAUUGCAACGAUGACCGCGGGGUGGUGCUGGGAAACUGGGGCAACUCGUUCGCCGGAGGGGUCAGCCCCACCCAAUGGAACGGCAGUGUGGACAUCCUACGACGCUGGCGGAAGUUUGACUGCAAACCUGUCAAGUACGGGCAGUGCUGGGUGUACGCCGGUGUCAUGUGCACAGUGUUGAGAUGUCUGGGGAUCCCGUGUCGAAUCGUCACCAACUUCCAGUCGGCCCAUGACACGAAUGGCAGCCUGACAGUGGACGAGUUCUACGGAGACUUUGGAGUCUUGGAGAAGGCUAGCAGCGACAGUGUCUGGAACUUCCAUGUGUGGGUGGAAGCCUGGAUGAAGCGUCCCGACUUGUCAGAUGACUCUAUGUACGACGGCUGGCAGGUGCUGGACCCCACCCCUCAGGAGAAGAGCAGUGGCGUGUACUGCUGUGGCCCCACCCCGGUCAAGGCCAUCCUCCUGGGCCACACCAACGUGCUGUAUGACGUCCCUUUCGUGUUCGCCGAAGUCAACGCCGACCAGGUGACGUGGCUGGUGGCGAAGGAUGGAUCCAAGAAGAGGAUCCACUCAGACACCGUCUCCGUGGGACAGAAAAUCAGCACCAAGAGCGUGGGCAGUGACAAGAGACAAAACAUCACUGACAACUACAAAUACAGAGAGGGCACUACGGACGAGAGAGAUUCUUUCAACCGGGCUGUGAGCGGCGGCAAACCCUCUGGAAAACCUACCGGGACACCCGCAGGAACGCCCACCGCACCCACCACCGGACCCACCACAGGACCCACACCCACCACAAGACCCACCCCCGCACCCACCCCCACCCCCACCACAAGACCCACCCCCGCACCCACCCUUGCACCCACCACUGGAAACACCACCUCAAACACCAAUGGAACGCCUAACAGGCCAGUGGCUCCGGGGGCCGUGGAGAUGAAGGUCGUGGUGGAGGGCAAGCCCCUGAGCGGGGCCGACAUCAGGCUGAAGCUGGUGGUGCAGAGCCUGGCUGGCGCCCCCUGCAGCCUGCUGCUGCACAUCAACGUCCAGGCCAUGAAGUACACCGGCACCCCCACCUCUCAGGUGCAGACGGAGGAGAAGCAGCUCCAGCUAGCCCCUGGGCAAGAGCUAACUGUCCCCAUCCUGAUCCCGUUCUCCGUGUACGGAGAACACAUGUUGGAGAACAACAGUCUGAAGGUGUCGGCGUUGGCUACAGACCAGAAGAACCCAAAGAACGUUUACCUGUCGGAGAUGGAGAUCAUACCGAAAGACCCUGCCCUCACCAUCACUUGUGUGGGCCCAGCACAGCAGUACCGUGAGCUGAUGGCAGAGGUGGUUUUCAUGAACCCCCUGGAUGAAGCUCUGACAGACUGCACCAUCACGGUGACAGGCAGCGGAGUUCUGCAGAGCUCUGUGGAGGCCAGGCUGGCCUCGUUGCCCCCAGAUCACCGUGUCCGCGUGCAGGUGCCCCUGACGCCGUACAGGUCGGGGCAGAAGAAGCUGGUGGCGGACUUCAACUGCAACUCCUUCAGGAACAUCAAGGCUAGCUGCAACAUCGACGUAGCUCCUUACAACCGCUUCGGCUACAGCUUUGGCCACAUCGCCUGAGACUGGCCUCACCCUUUCCUGAGGUCAGAUUUGUAUAUGUAUCUGGACCUGGGCUGUACUAGCCAUUUGUCAUGUGGCUUUUUACAGAAACCUUAUGGUUGCUCUUAAACUCACUUGAAGUUUGAUAUAUUAUAUUUUAUUUAAAUUCUAAAUCCCCUUAGUAUUAGGUAGACUUUGUUCCUUUUGUAUAGUACCACAUAUUUAAGUUAUAAGAUUCCUAUAUGCAGAGGCGCUGUAAGACAUAAAACUCUACUGGGGCACUUCAAUUCAUAU